Panonychus citri (citrus red mite) is the source of this 4775-nucleotide messenger RNA. Its product is annotated as E3 ubiquitin-protein ligase AMFR-like. Gene Ontology annotation, biological process: protein K48-linked ubiquitination; endoplasmic reticulum unfolded protein response; ubiquitin-dependent protein catabolic process. NCBI's taxonomy places the organism in Eukaryota, Metazoa, Arthropoda, Arachnida, Trombidiformes, Tetranychidae. Gene Ontology annotation, cellular component: cytosol; endoplasmic reticulum; ubiquitin ligase complex. Gene Ontology annotation, molecular function: ubiquitin binding; ubiquitin protein ligase activity. The record is from RefSeq and is a predicted model, not a curated record.
UUUGUUUUCAUUUUUUGUGAUUGUUUUGAAUGAGAAUGUUUUUAAUCAACAAUUAUCAUGGACCUAAUUGUUAAUUGCUGUUAAUUGUUCUUUUUAUUUUAUCAUAUUUAUCUCAUUAGAAUACUGGAUUAGUCUACUUUCAACUCUACACUGAUUUUUACGGAAAAAAUCAAUCACAAUUUUCAAUAUCUUCCUUUUAUCAUCACCAGUCUUUCAUUUAAUUUGGUGAAAAAAAGAUAAAUAACCAGCAAUUGAAUUUAUCCGAGGCUAAAAACAAGAAACAACUGAACAAGGUUACUCCCAAUUAAUCUGGACGAUCAAAGGGAUUGUCAGAGGAAAGAAAGAUUUUCCUAUCAUCACUACCGAAAGACUAACCAACCUUAAAUAAUUUUCUUCAUCAUCAAAUUGUCAACCAUCAAUCAACAACAAUAACAUCAUCAAACCAUUUAUACAUUUUAAAAGUCUUUCUUUCCAAUAUCCUUUUCUAUUUCUCUCUCUCUCUCUCUCUUCCUCUCUUACAAAUCUCAACUUAAAUCUUUCUUCUUCAAGUGCUGAACCAACACCUUAAUAUUGAUUAACAAUUAUGCCAGCUUUUUUUCUCGAUACUCCAGAGAUAUUACCAUUACCUAGUCUUCAAGCCUACACAACAAUCAGUGUACUACUUUUGUCCUGUUCCGUUUGGUAUGCGUUUCAAGUAACAAGUGAACCCGAUUGGAAAUUAAAUGCAACCCUAACCGUUGACGUCACCCUUGAUUCAGAGGCCCUAAUAAACCGAAGCCUAGAAGCAGAAGAUGGCGGAUUACUUGUUGGUCAAGGCCUUUCGGGUAUUCUAUCAUCUUUCAAUGAAACCUCAAUCCAUCUUGGUUUCCUACUUGAUUCACCUGUUCUUAAGCGUUUCAUUGAUGUUCUUUACCUGAUGUUACAUGAGCCCCUUUGUGUUUGGACAUUAAUCAACAUGGCCUAUUGUUGCCUAAUCUUAUUGGGUAAAGUAAUUCAAACACUGGUUUUCGGUGAACUAAGAGUAUCCGAACAGCAACAUAUGAAAGAUCGUUUCUGGAAUUUCAUUUUCUACAAAUUUAUCUUCAUCUUUGGUGUAAUGAAUGUCCAAUCAAUGGAUGAAGUUGUCCUUUGGGUCUCUUGGUUUUCAAUACUUGGUUUUCUUACUCUACUUGCACAAUUGUGUAAAGAUCGUUUUGAAUAUCUUUCUUUCUCACCUAUGACCCCAAAAUGGACACAUUUUCGUCUUCUUCUUCUUCUCUCCGUUAUCCUUGCAUCAUCUUUCUCACUAUUUGUUGUUUGCAUAGUUAUCGGUCUACACGCAGGAUUAAAUACCUUUGCCUUUAUGGCCGCUGAAUGUUCACUUGUUGCCGUGCGAACCCUUUACGUUUCAAUACGCUACGCUAUUCACCUUUGGGAUCUUAAUCAUGAAGGUGUCUGGGAAAAUCGAGCCUCAUAUGCUUAUUUCACCGAACUGGUCUUUGAACUUGCUCUUCUUUUCAUUGAUUUCUUCCAUCAUCUUCAUAUGCUCUUCUGGGGUAACAUUAUCCUCUCAGUGGCAAGUUUAGUUAUCCUAAUGCAAUUACGAUACCUUUUCUUUGAGAUAAAUCGUCGUAUUCGUAAGCAUAAAAAUUAUCUACAGGUUGUCCGCUUGAUGGAAGCCAAUUUUCCGAUGGCAACAACCGAAGAAUUGGAAAAAAAUAGUGACGAUUGUGCCAUUUGCUGGGAUAAGAUGGAAGCGGCUCGUAAACUUCCCUGUUCUCAUCUUUUUCACAAUUCAUGUUUACGAUCAUGGCUUGAACAGGAUACUUCAUGUCCAACCUGUCGAACUUCAUUGAAACAUCGAACUGAAGAGGAUCAUAAUGAUGAUGAUACUCGAACCAAUGGAGGUGAUAGAGAUAAUAAUCGUGGAAAUGGAGGAAGAACCAAUUUCUUUCACUUUGAAGGACCUCGUUACGCUUCUUGGUUACCAAGUAUCUCAGUUGAAGUGACCCGACCUCUUGCUACAAUGCAUCUUAGUAUAAACGAUAAUCUGGACAAUACCAGAGCAACUCAUGCAUCAACUAUUUCUUUUGAAGAAAUCCGUCAAAUUCAGAUCACAUUUCCUCAUGUUCCUUUAGCCAUCAUCAUUGCCGAUCUAAGGAUCACUCGAAGUAUGGAUUUAACCGCUGAGAAUAUUUUAGAAGGUCGAAUUGGUCCUUACGAACCUGAAGACAUUUCAAGGUCAACCAGUCAAGUGGAUAACUUUUCAAUCAACAGUAACUCACCGAGUGGCAGUUCCUCCAGUAGUGAUAGUAGUAGUGGUAAUGAGAAUCCAUUUUUUUCAAUAUCUUCCACCACCGUACAUAAAACACCACUAGAUGAUUUGUAUGAUACUACAAUGUCACCAGCUUCAUCAUCAUCAUCACCAUCAACAUCAUUUUCAACAACAGCACCAUUACCAUCCACCUCAUCUACAAUCAUCUCACCAAUAGCAUCAUCUUCAUCUUCAUCAUCAACGAGAACAAUAGCUGAUGAUCAUCUUGUCUAUCCAGGAUCAAGAAUCUAUGGAAGUUCAUUCUCAGAAUCACCUUCAGAAAGACAAUCAAAUCUUGGAAAAAGACGAAUAGAUUUAUUAACAACCGCAAGGAAAAAGUAUCUCUCCAAAACGAGUACAUCAUCACCAUCCACAUCUUUUGAUUCUAAUCAAACAUCUUCUUCUCCUUCCCAAUCAUCCUCGUCCUCAUGAUCAUCAUCAGAUUUAUAUCUAUUCCCUUAAAUGUAAUAUCGCCUUCCCAAUUCUCUCUCUCUCUCUCUCUCUAUCUCUCUCUCUCUCAACAACUUCUUAACACAAGAAAACGAAUCCAAGGCAAAUGAAAAAUGAGAAAAACAAGAAACAAGAAACAGAGAUACUUCCGUUUCCAUGUUUACUCUUUCUGUAACAUGGGAGGUAAUAAGCUGAGAUGGAACAAAGAAAAAGAAUUGAUUACAAACCUGAGACUAAACAAUUAAUUAACGGAUUUCAAAAGAAAGAGAGACGAGUUUGCCGAUGACCGUUAAUUCCUUGUCACUUUUGGUUACCCUUACAUAGUCACUACAAGAACAUCAUGAAUAAUAUUCAGAGGUCUAAAUGUCACAAUGAAAAGCACAAACUCCUUAAAGGAUUAUAAAUCCUUAUCACAAUUAGAAUUAAUUUCUCACAUGGGAGAGUUCAGAGUCAUAAAGACAAAACAAGAUGGAGCUUAUUAUUAUUAUUAUAAUACAAUUUCUCAUCAAUUUGGAUAUAUUAUCAAUGAUCAAGUUGCAGCAUUUCAAUUAACCACCAGCAGUAGAAGUGCCAUUACAAUGACAACAGUUAAUUGUAAAUGAUGAAAUGUAUUGUUAUGUAUAAAAUGCGGAUCAAAAGAGACAAUUUAUUCUGGGAUAAUCAAGUUUAUUUUCAAUUGUUUUGCUGAUUUUUAAAGGAGAGAAACAAAAUUAACAAUCAUUCAAUUCAUAAUCAUCAUCCAAUGGGCACAGAGCGAAAACGAUUUGGUGAAAAAGCCAAAUCUCGUUAAUUUCCAAUCGAUUGUCAAUCACCUGCUCUGCUAAUGGAUCUAAUUAAUGUACUAAUUAACUAUUCACUUAAACAAGGAACGAUUAACAAAGAUGAUUGAGGAGAGAGAAAAUAUUAACCUUCCCGGUGUAAUGUAAAUCUACCUCUUGCUUUCGUACUCUUCGUCUUUCCUUCUUUCAUCCCAAUCAACUUUAUCUUCAUCUUCAUCUUCAUCACAUUAAACAUCUCUCUCUCUUUUUGAUUUCAUUACAUCUCAAAGGAGCAUAACUCCCACUUUAUUGAGAAAGAAAGUCCGAAAAAAGAAAACUUCUCAUGGAAAUCGCAAACCUCGAUAACAAUCAACUCGAAAAAUGAACCAUCACCAGGAAAAGACUUUAAUUGUGAUGAUCUGUUCCCUUUUUUUAAUCAUCUCUCGUUUCUGUUUUUUAAAAUGAUCAAUAUUUUUCAAAGAAAACAAUUAGAUUACCAAUAGAUUGUAAGAAGACACAAAGACGAUAAUAACUUAGCCAUUAUCAUAAUCAUAAUCAUAAUCGUCUUCCACAUCUCUUCAUCAUCUUCAUCAUCAUCAUCAUCAUCUCUCUCUCCUGUAUAUUUAAUAUAUUAUUAUUAUGCUUAUGGAUAUGAUUAUUAUUAUUAUCUAAUUCUGAUUGUGAUAAGCCAAACAAUUUUUUGGUAAACAAAACAACAACAAAUACAUUGUAAGCCCAUCCAAAAGGGAGUUGGAUCUUGAUUUUGAUAUCAAUGGAAAGCUCAUUAAACAACUUCUAAUGUUAUUAUUAUAUAAGAAAUCAACUAAAUGAAAUGUAAUUAAUUUAAAAAAUUUACUAUUGAAAUUGGUCAACAACAACAACAACAACAACAAAAAUGAAAACAAUUGUCAAUAUCAGUCCAGAGUAACAGUUGAUCAACUAUCAAAGUAUUUACUAAAUUAAUUGAGUUAUUGACUCUUCCAUCGGUUGAUUGGAUUGAGUAAAGAUGGAGGAGCUUAGUGAUGAUGAUAAUCAUCUUCAUCUUCAUCUUCAUCAUCUUCAUCUUCAUCAUCAUGAUUGAUUGAGCUGUGCAAGUGCCUCUCGAGAGGAGGAAGUGGGUGGAGGAUGUUGAUCCUCAUCACUAAUCAUUUACCACCAAAAAAAGAUGAUUAAUUAGUGUUUCAAGUUAUAAACAGUUCGUUAGUUAAUUGUUAAAUUAAAUAUGAUUAAUAAUAUAAAUCACAUGGAGAUUAAACAAUUAACUGAAUUGUCAA